ACAGCAAGUGUCUCUCAACAUGGUUGCAAACAUUAAAGUUUUCGUCUUUCUGAUGCUGACAGCACAUCAGAGUUGCUUUGGAUAUUACAUCAGGAAGACGGAAGAAUCGUCACCGACAAAACAACAAACUGCAUCUGCCAUCAAAAGUCAACGCAACGAUGAAUGGGGCGCAAUCCAGAAUACCCUCGGACUCUCCCAAGAAAAAGUGGAAUUGCUCAAGUCACAAAAAGAUCAACAGGGCACAAAGGAGCUGUUGAACCGUUUCAUCAAGGAGAAUCCCAAGUACCUAACAGCGACCAAAAAUAAACAUACAAAGACAAAUGCUAAUGCUAAUGCAAUCAAGCCACCAAGUUAUCAAUUCAAACGACUUCUACGAGCCUUGGCCCAGAACCUGAAGAGCUCGAACCGCAUGCUGAAAACGUCCUUUAACUUCGAACUGGCCGACAGGCCGCUGAAGUCCCUAAAGCGACCCCGACGCAAGAUUGCCGUCAAGAUGGUGUCGGACAUGUCCUCGGAACACGUAGACAAUCUGAUCAAAAUGUUCUACGAGAAGCAUAACAUUCAACCCGAACCCGACUACUAUAACGACCGAAUUGUCCAGGACAACGAAGACGAGGGCGAUUACAGCGAACAGGACAUUCCACGACAAUCAUCAUCCGAUGUCGAUCCCGACUCCGAUUACGAAUAUGAUAAUCUGUACGACGAUGAACGAGAUGUUGGUCUCACGGCCAAGAUGAACCGCAACCUGGAAUACGGUUCGUUCCAGGACCUAAUUCUGCAGGCGAAUCGUAAUGAAUGGGAACGUGAGCAUGAGGAGACUAAGUUGCAUAAUACCAGCAAUGAUCACUUCAUUUAGAUACGUUCUAAGGGUUGUUCAUAUGCUGGCAUUGAACAUCAAUCACUUGGUCAAUACUCAUCAGCUUUAACUGGGCCUGUUUCGAUUAAGAAGAGAAACAUUUUUGUUAAUAACUAUUAAUUAUUUAUUUGCUAAUAUUCUGCUACUUAUAUA
Molecule: messenger RNA, 1009 nt
Organism: Drosophila nasuta
Lineage: Eukaryota; Metazoa; Arthropoda; Insecta; Diptera; Drosophilidae
Exons: 2
Coding region: 20-856 (278 amino acids)
Source: RefSeq, a predicted model, not a curated record